Mus musculus (house mouse) is the source of this 3658-nucleotide messenger RNA. It is a transcript of the gene Apobr, whose product is annotated as apolipoprotein B receptor. The record is from RefSeq and is a predicted model, not a curated record. The transcript is spliced from 4 exons. The coding region runs from base 93 to 2933 and encodes 946 amino acids. Gene Ontology annotation, molecular function: lipoprotein particle receptor activity. Gene Ontology annotation, biological process: vesicle-mediated transport; lipid transport. Lineage: Eukaryota; Metazoa; Chordata; Mammalia; Rodentia; Muridae. Gene Ontology annotation, cellular component: plasma membrane.
GGGAAGAGGAAGUGUCUUGGGUGCUGGGGAGGACUUCGUGGGUGGGGACGGAUGGUCAUUGUGAGCUUUCUGGACACACAGAGACCUGCAGGAUGGAUUUUCUCCGGCUUCGUCUCCCUGGGCUACAUCAGGCUUUGAGGGGAGCACUGGACUCCUUCAGUGCGUUUGUGUCCUACCUCGUAGGAGACACAGUCCCCACAGUAGAGAGGCAGACACAGGCAGCUGAGGAACUGGGAGAGGUGACUGAGGGGAAGGUUGUAGGAGAGGAAGCCCAGGAGGUACUGGAGGGACUUAGAAGUGGCCAGAGUGAGGGGGUAGAAGCACCCGAAGAGACUAGAAGAUGCCAAGAAGGAAGUUUAGCUGGUGAACAGACCUGGGGGUGGAGAGCAGAUAGCUCUGCAAGGCCCCAAGCAGAAAGGCAGGACACUGGGUCCUGGAAGGCAGCUGAGGAUGCCAGGGGCCAGGAGCCAAGUGUCCCACUGAAGCCUGAGGCAGAGCCUGGGACUCACAGAGACAGGAGCAGUAAUACAGCCCAGGAGAUCUGGGAGCACGGUGAAGAGGAAGCAAGCAGUGGGGAGCCUCUGAGAACCUGUGAACAGAAGGAAGAAGAGGAGGAGGUGGUCAGAGCAGCAGAGUCAGGGAUGGCCGAGGGGGUGGAGUCACAGCCAACCUGGCACAGCGAGCCUGGGGGGAAUGCUGGCACUGAGGGGCAGCAUGUGACAGAGGACAGCAAAGAGAUAGACUGGGUGGCCAAAGACAUGGUUGCAGAAAUCGAAUGGUUUGGUGCCAAAGGGAUUGACAAGGAAGAGGAGAGGAUGGUCCCAAUGAGGGAUGGUGAAAGGGCAAGGGCACAGGGGACACAAUGCCCCGGGGCCGAGUCUGAGGACCAGGCCAUGUUGAGUAGAGAGGCCUGGACAGUCUCAGACAGGGAGGGGGCUGAUAGCCUAGGAGUUCAGGGAACAGAAUACGGGUCAGACCCAGGAGACAACUUCCCAGGAACUACUGGGAGAGUCUGGGUCCUAGAAGAGGCUGACAAGGGAGACCAGCAGGAUGAGGUCGACGAGAAGAGAGAGGCUGAAGUUAGGUUUCCGAUCCAGACCCUGGAGGCUGAGAGAACUGGAGAGAUGACUGAAGGCCACAUAGCUGAAGAGGAGGCUAUGGGAGAACAGGAAACAGAGGGCAGCUUUGAGGAUGAGGAGAGGCAAGACUUAGCCAUCAGGGAUAAUGGAGUGAGUCUAGAAGAAGAGGUACGGGCAGAAGAAUCCUCCAGGGAGAAAAGGAACUCCUGGGCCACAGAGCCUACGCUAGUCCUAGACACGGAGGCUAAAGAUGAACCUGACUGGGAAGACUCUCCAGAAGUCAGCACUGAGGAGUUGUUUGUGGGAGAGAGGAGUGAAGCCGCCCAGAUGACACCAGAGGUAUUGAGAGUAAAGGUCACUGAAGGACAGGACCCUGAGCUGGUGAGACAUUCCCAGGCUUUAACUAAACAACUUGAGGAAGGACAGAAGGGUCAGGAAGAGACUAGUGGAGCUCCAGACCUGAGCCCAGAGCGGGUGCUAAGCUUGAAGGAAUAUCCUGGGCCUGUGGGGUUUGCAGGCCCUGAGCUAGAAGCCUGGGGAAACUGGAGUAGGGGUGUGGACCGCAGAAAUAGCCAGGAGGUAAAAGCAGAUGCUGAAGCAGGCAAGGAACAGACUGCAACCGAGCAGGCAGUGGAGAUCCGGGCUGAAGGAGGCCAGGAGGCCCAACAGCCAGAGGUCUUCGGGUCAGGAGGAGAGGAGGCACUGACCUCCGUAGCACUUAACCCGGAGCUGGAGGGAAGCCAAGGAGCAGAGGCGGGGACAGAAGAGUCAGUGGAGGAAUCCAAGCCCACAGAAAACGAGGCUGCUGAGGAGGAGGCUGUAGUGCCUUGGGAGGCAGAUGGAACUUGCAGGAAGAGGAGGCUGGAGGAGGUGACUCUGAGCCUGCAAGACAGUGAGGACACAGAGACCAGUUAUUUGGCUGAGGAGAUUAUUGUGGGUAUCAGGGCCGUGGAUACCGAGGAAGGGCCAAAAUGGGAAGCUGGGUUGGCUCCAGAAACAGAGCUUGGGAAAGCCUGGUGUUCCGAGGGCAGAGGGGAGGCUGGGAGAGGCACGGAGCUGGAGGAGACUACAGAGAAGCAAAGUGGACAGGAAGUUGGCUUGGUGGGCUCAGCAGAGAAGGUGUCUGGCUAUGAUAUCCAAGAAAUUGAUGGGACUGAAGAGGGGGAGCAGGCAGAGAUGGAGACAUCUGUAAUGGCAGAAGACAUAAGGGGGACGGAUGGUGUGACUUUAGGCUCCCAGGCAGAGAGAGCAGAGGGGUCCAUAACCCCCAUGGAGACUGAGGGGCUCCUAAGAGAUCAGAUGCUGUUGGAAGAAGAGGCUGGGGGAGGGCAGUCGCGAGAGCAGAAGGUCCACAACUCAGAGGGCGAGAUCCAAACGCUGGACGACUCUUCAGACCAGGAGGGGCAGCAGACACACCAAAUCCCCACAGUAGCUGUGCCUGGGCCCUUGGAAUCGGCUGAGGCCACGGCAGGUGCCCCAGGGGAUGUUCACAGCAACUGGAAUGAGGCCCUGCUCCCUGGGUCCCGCCUGGAUGUCUCUGUCCCUCGGAGUCGUGUGCUCCUCUCUCGAAGCUCCUCACGGCGGCGCUCGAGGCCCUCUUUCCAUCGAAUCUCUGUUCCUGAGCCACAGUGUGACCCUCCCAGCCCCCAACCCCAGGCGGAGCGGCCGGUCCCUGAGCAAUCCUCUCUUCAGCUAGAGGAAACUCCAGAGGUUUGGCUUUGCUCAUCCUGGCAUGAUGCAGGAGCUGCAAGCCCGACUGAGCCAGCCAAAGCCACAGUGACAGGGCCUAGAGCCCUAGAGAGAGAGACCUCCCAAGAGAGUCCGAAGGCUCUUCUGGACCCUGGUUACUCUUGAGUCCCUCGGCCACUGGAAUAUAUCUUUUCACCCUCCCGGCCUCAGCUAAACUGGAUAUUUAUGAAGACCUUGAAUCUAGGAGUCUGAUUAAGCCAGUGAGGAACCUGCUCCACUGGCAUCGAUCAUGGAUUCCUUUCCCGGUGCCCUUUCACAUCUGUCUCAGCUACUCGGAAGGCUACCCGGAAGACUGGGCUGGGGAAACUAUUUUCCCCUAAAUUUCCCCAGUAUGCUCACCUGCCACCCAAUGUGAGAUAAGACCAGCAAGUGUAAGUGUGCUUGCGUGUAAGAUAGCACACUUCUGGGGUGGAAACCAGCCCAAAGGAAAGAGGUUCAAGGGGCUGAGCAAGGGACACCACUUGGAGUCCACGGCCACCGGCAACAGAUCAGUUGCUUUGAGUUUCCAAAAUGACGGCUCGGUAUCACAGCUCUGCAGGUUACUAUGCUAACCUCCAUGCCAGAGUUGGGGAACGUUGCCCAGGAACUCCAAGCACAUAGGAGUAGAGAGGGGUUCUGUGUGGCUGGAAGCUUCCCCCUCCCCCCAACUCCAUCCCAAACCGGCCUGUUCCUUGGGUGUCAGACCUUCCUGUGAAAAGAUGUGGAAACACAAACCGGGCUGGAUGGCUUUAUUAGGCACCCAGCAUGGUGGCCUAACUCAAGAGUGAAACAAUAAAUAAACCAUUUCUUAAAAAUAAAUAAAUAUCCAAGAAAUAAAUAUCUGGUAAGGA